AACCUCCGUCUCUGCAGGUCUCAUCAUGACGGGUUUGUCUGCCGCCCCGUGUACCCGCCCGACAACCCCCGCGGUUGGAUGGUUGCCGUGCAACUGAGCUUCACGGUGCUGGGCUUCGCCGUGCCGCUCCCCGUCCUCGCCGUCUCCUACCUGCUCCUGGCGGCGGCCGUCCCAGGGGGGUCCCCCGAGCGGCGCGUCAUCCUGGCCUACAUCGUGGUCUUCGUGGCGUGCUGGCUGCCGUUCCACGCCGUCCUGGUGCUGGACGCCGUGGCGACGGGGGGGGCGCUGGGCUUCAGCUGCCGGCUGGAGGGCUUCCUGGACGUGGCGCUGCAGCUGACGCAGUGCUGCUCGCUGCUGCACUGCUGCGUCAACCCCGUCCUCUACAGCUUCCUGUCCCGCGGGGACCGCUACCGCCUGGUGAAGGACGCCAUCGCCAAGUUCUCCGCCAAGACCGGGCUCGCCAGGCUGCUCGUUGUCCCCGGCUCGCACGCCCGGCUCGCUGGGGACGAGGAGGACGAGGACGAGGAGGACACUGUUGUUCAAGACAUUUCUAGUCUUUAGAAGUGUUUGCAAGGGUUUUAAGAGACAGACAGAGAUACACAAAGACAGACACACACUGAGACAGAGACACACAAAGACAGACACACAUUGAGACAGAGACACACAAAGACAGACACACAUUGAGACAGAGACAC
Messenger RNA from Etheostoma cragini (Arkansas darter), 695 nucleotides. RefSeq names its product atypical chemokine receptor 3-like. Gene Ontology annotation, biological process: immune response; G protein-coupled receptor signaling pathway. Gene Ontology annotation, cellular component: membrane. The record is from RefSeq and is a predicted model, not a curated record. Gene Ontology annotation, molecular function: G protein-coupled receptor activity. The annotation marks the transcript as partial. Lineage: Eukaryota; Metazoa; Chordata; Actinopteri; Perciformes; Percidae. The transcript has a single exon.